GGACGCGCAUCCACUUGAUAGUGAAAAGUAGGUGAACCACUGUCUCACUGCAGCUACGAUCACUGGAGCUACAACAUCGCAGCGCGUAUUCAGGAUUUUUCUCUUUUCAGAGGGAUCAAUGGGAUCAAUGUUUCACUGAAACCUGCACUUUCUAAUUGGCUUGUAAUCCGUCUGUUGUGAGCCAACGUGAGGUUUGAGUCACUAACGCGCUGCGGUCAAUUAAACUGUGCGUAAAAGUGGCGCAAGACGCAAGAAACGCUGAAUAAAAGGCGAGCUUUUUCCUCUCUCAUCCAAAUCACAAACUAAACGGUGCACUUUAUUUAUGCACACGUGUUUCCUGCUGAGGAUGACCGUCAGAUGAGCUGCUGUUCAGGUAGGGUUUAACCCUGCGCUGCUGGAUGAGAUGCAACCAUGUCCUUUACGCACAAGCUCGCUCUGCUUCUGCUCGGCUUCAUCUUAAUCCGCAAGGUUAAUGGAAAGUUUCCUCAUUGUCAGCUCUACUGGGAGAUGCAGAGAGCCAGGAGAGAGUGUCAGACACAACUGAAGCAACAGACGCCAGCUACUGCAGGAUGUAGUGGCGAGUGGGACAACGUCUCGUGUUGGCAUAGUGCGGCGGUUGGCGAGGUGGUGACCCUCCCCUGCCCCUCCUCCUUCCUGCUCUUGUUUGGCAAGAACGGUAAACUCAGCAGGAACUGUACAGAGAAUGGUUGGUCCUCCGUCUACCCUGUCAUCAGCGUCGCCUGCUGGUCAGACAACACAGACGAACCCAGCGAGCUGGUCUUCUACAGGGCUGUGCAGAUUCUGUCGACUCUGGGCCACAGUCUGUCACUCAUCACUCUGCUCACCAGCACCGUCAUCAUCUGUUUGUUCAGGAGGCUCCACUGCAUGAGGAACUACAUCCAUCUGAACUUGUUUGUGUCGUUCAUGCUGCGUGCCGUUGCCGUGCUGACCAAAGACACCCUGCUCUUCUCAGAGGAUGAGACCACAGACUGCAGCACGCAACCGUCACUGGUGGGCUGUAAGGCCAGCCUGGUGUUCUUCAACUACUUCGUCAUGGCCAACUUCUUCUGGCUGCUGGUGGAAGGUCUCUACCUGCACAUGCUGCUGAUCAUCAUCCACACCUACUCCACCCGCCUCUCCGUCUACAUGCUCAUCGGCUGGGGAAUCCCUCUUGUUUUCAUGGUGGUGUGGAUCAUAUGUCGGAUAAACAUGGAGGACACGAGGUGUUGGGAGGUGAAUGACAACCCCGUCCCUGAUAGACUGAUCAACUGGCCCAUCAUGGCGUCUAUCAUUAUCAAUUUCCUUCUGUUCAUCAGCAUCAUUCGUAUCCUGGUACAGAAACUGCGCUGCACUGACGUUGGCGGAAAUGAUCAAUCUCAAUACAGACGUCUGGCUAAGUCCACCCUCCUGCUGAUCCCUUUGUUUGGGGUGAACUACGUUCUGUUUUUUUACCUUUUGGAGCCAGACAAUCCAAAAUUGAAGAAAAUCAAGAUCAUCUUUGACCUCGGCCUCGGAUCCUUCCAGGGUCUGAUCGUUGCCGUGCUCUACUGUUUCCUCAACAGCGAGGUUCAGAGCGAGCUGAGGAGGACGUGGAGGAGUAUAUCUCUGAAGCGCUACGUCAGACGGGACUACCGGCUUCACGCCAUGUCAAUGAGCCGAAACGGCACCGAAAACUCAGCUCCGGUUCCAAGGAACUCCCGAGCCCAGUCCAUCCUGCAGACUGAAACCACCAUGCUCUGACCAGGAACAGAAAGUGGUCUGUUUUAAUGAAGACUUUGAGAACUGACGUGUUCAGAAUGAGUCAGACUGCAGGAAUUCAAGGACAAUUUUAUAGACAUAUCAUUCGCUGCUGCGAGGCCUGCAGAUCUUUCUUUGGUGAAAGACUUCUUGUGUGCCUCCUGGAGUUUUUAUUUUUAUCUUUUUCUGUUGCGUCUGUCAUAUUGAUGCUCAGCAUUUUUAAGCUCAUAAGCUCAUACACACACGUGAAAUUCUGAUGUGCCUGAUGAAAUCUUUGUGGAAGAGAAACCUGCAUCAACAACCAAAUUCUUACUCUCAGUGUCAGUUUCGUGUGAUUAAACAGGCUGCAAAUUCAAUCUUUCCUUUAAAAAUACAAAAUCUACUCUCACUUGCCAAAACAUUGGGUAUACCAGUAAAAACAAAUGAAUUCUAAUGUAACGGUCCUGCACUAAAUCUUUGCUUCGUGGCUGCUGCAACGUUUAGUUGAUGUUGACUGGAGCUGGUGUUAAACUGGACUGGAGUGAACACGAAAGUGUUUCUGUUGUUUAGCCUAGCCCACUGACUGAAGUGACAAAAUAUUAGGAAAGUGUGUCACUUCAAUAGUACAACAAUCCAUAGCCCCCACAAUGAAAACACAGUUGAAUCAAGAGUUCUCUCAGUUAAAAAAAAACAUAAACCUUCAUGGAAAGAAAAUUGAAUGCAGGACUGUUAUAUUAGCCCUAAUAAAUCGUCAAGUGAGUGUAUGUCAGAGAACAAAAUCUUCUCUACUUCGUAACUGAAUGUAGACGUCUGUUGUGCAGCUGUUUUCAGCGUGUUAAACAUUUUCUACUCGCUUGGAUAGCCUUCAACACAAAGAUUUUAUUUUUUAUUUUUUACCAAAGAGCAAUAUGAAAUUUGUUAAUUAUAGAAAUGUGAAAAAUCUGCGUUCUUGUUAGACUUAGUUUGCAGUCCCAAGAUCUGAACUGAAUGUUUCCGGAUUACACCAGAAACAUACAGAUUAUUGCGGCUCAUUUAAGUCUUUCCUUUUUAAUGUGUGCUUUAUGUAUGUUUUUAUUGAUAACAAAUUCUGGAGUGAACAAAAAAUGAUCUCUGAAGGGCAUAUUAUCUGGAAAACUGCAUUUAGACCUUAAUGGAGUACUAAUGUUAUUUUUUUAGAAAUUCAUUUAAAUGAGUUUUGCCACAUUUACUCGACUAUAGCAGAAUUUAAACAAAGUAAACCACUUAGGAAAAUUACAUUUAACCAAAACAGAUGCCUUUCCUCAAACAUUAUCCAAAGUUACUCCGUAAAAAUCUUCUUUUACGAUGGAGCAACACAAAACAAUCUCGCCUUGUACAGACUCGCAGUUGUGUAUUUUAUGUCACUUAUUUUUCACACAUAACUAGUAUUCAUGGUUGUGUAUAAAAUGCAGAGGUGGAGUGAGCACAGAUAUUGAUUUAUAAGCUCUCGAAGGCAACUAUAAACCUAUGACUCCGUACGUUUAAUGCGUAAAAUAACAAUAAAAAUAUAAUAAUGAUAAGAAAAUGUUUCUUUAUUUACCUAUGUGAAAAUCUGUCUUCUGCAUUGACUGAGAGACAGUGGAGAUAAGACUGUUCCCUGACUGGGAGAUCAAGUUUCUCUUUACUGCAUUCUUGUUACUCUGUACCUGUUCAUGUGUAAUGACAAUAAAGUUUAAUCUA
This is a messenger RNA of Mugil cephalus (flathead mullet), 3414 nucleotides long. RefSeq names its product vasoactive intestinal polypeptide receptor 2-like. Gene Ontology annotation, cellular component: plasma membrane. The transcript is spliced from 13 exons. NCBI's taxonomy places the organism in Eukaryota, Metazoa, Chordata, Actinopteri, Mugiliformes, Mugilidae. Gene Ontology annotation, biological process: cell surface receptor signaling pathway; adenylate cyclase-modulating G protein-coupled receptor signaling pathway. The record is from RefSeq and is a predicted model, not a curated record. Gene Ontology annotation, molecular function: peptide hormone binding; vasoactive intestinal polypeptide receptor activity; G protein-coupled peptide receptor activity. Bases 412 to 1740 code for a protein of 442 amino acids.